Messenger RNA from Guillardia theta CCMP2712, 1176 nucleotides. RefSeq lists its product as hypothetical. The transcript has 4 exons. Bases 1 to 1176 code for a protein of 391 amino acids. The record is from RefSeq and is a predicted model, not a curated record. Lineage: Eukaryota; Cryptophyceae; Pyrenomonadales; Geminigeraceae.
AUGUCUCUCCUGCUGUGGAGGAGAGGGACGACGAAGACGCUGAGCACAUGGCUGUUCAUUGCUUGUUCCCAUGUUGCGGCUCAAUACGAAGGAUCCCCCUCUGACCUCAAUGAGGCUGGCGAGAUCGCGGGUGGACUAUGGUGGGACAGCUACGGGAGGCAAGUACGAGCAGAUCGCCCCUGGGCAUGGUGGAGGCUUGAUGAUGCCGGUGUAAGCCAGACAGCAGCAUGCGCGGCUCCACAGGCUGAAGGCUGCAUGCCGGGAGCGUACAGGUGCGACAGACUUGGGCUGCAGCCAGGAGGAGUGGCAGCAGUGACAGGGGUACCGUACUCGCUCAGUGCAGUGACAGUAGCAGGAGAAGAGGUUGCAGGAGCGGCCAGACUGGCUGGAAUCGCCUGCUUUCAGCUUUCGUUUAACCCUCCCAGCAGCUUUUCCUGCUCCCCCAGCCCCACGAUCCCUCCCCCUGUCGCUGCUCCUUUCUCGCUGGAGUUGUGGGUCCGUCCUCUGCAGAGCGGAGAGGGAGUGGCUCAGAACGUGCUUGCCAUGCAGUGCGGAGGGAUGUUUGAACUUGCUCUCACGGAACUUCUGCACCUAUCCCUCUCGUUGCCCGGCCUACCUGCUCCCUUGCUAUCUCAACGAGCCCUUGCGACUGAGGUCUGGGGGCAUGUGGCCAUCUCAGUCGAUGGAUCUUGGGUCCACUUGUACAUGAACGGGACCAGGGAGGGUAAGAAGCAGCUCCUCCGGGGACAAGGAGCUCCGUUGUGUUCGUCUCAGCCCUGUACCAUCACCGUCGGAGGAGGAGCUCGCUUCUUGAAUGCAGAUGUCGAUGAGGUAGCAUUCUACACCAAGUCUUUGUCGCAGACACAGCUUGCUCGUCACUUUGUUGCUAUAUCAUACAACAGCAACUUCAAAAGACCGCACUCGUCAUGUCUCAGCCCUCCUCAGACGCACCUCAACCCGGUUCAAAGCUGCGCAGUAGCAGACGUGGGGCAGAAGCGUCUGGACCAGCUCGGUGACGAGUAUCGGAGCAGGAGGAGAAGUGCUGACAAGCUUCUGGCAGCUCAUAUGGCCAACGGCCGACCAUCCGUCCCCGCCAGUGAGCUUGACAGCCGCAGCAGCAACCCUGUCAUGCAGGGCCCGGACCCUUGGCCAGUCAACUCUGCUAUGGCAGGUUGA